Messenger RNA from Aspergillus mulundensis, 714 nucleotides. RefSeq lists its product as uncharacterized. The transcript has a single exon. The record is from RefSeq and is a predicted model, not a curated record. The coding region runs from base 1 to 714 and encodes 237 amino acids. Lineage: Eukaryota; Fungi; Ascomycota; Eurotiomycetes; Eurotiales; Aspergillaceae.
AUGGGCGAAAUCGGCGAAUUCUCAAAGCAAAUGAAAGCGCUGAAGAAACAACGCCAGCAAGAGAAAUUGCAACGCGAACAAGAGAAAACGCAGCGCGGCCAAGAGAGCCCACGCCCAAACCCUGCACCCCGUCGCCGCUGCUACGACUGGAUGCUCGUCAGUGGCACAUGCCACUACGCGAAGAACCGCUCUUCUUUCUCGACGUACCGCCGAAUCGGCAGGGAAGUACCCUGCGAUAUUUUCGGUGGCUCAACCUACGUCGCGGGUAUCGGCACUGUCAAGCUGCAGGUGCGGUCUAUUCCGAGGAGAGGGGCGCUGACCAGAACAAUUGUGCUCGAAAAUGUCCUGCACGUCCCCAGCGCCAUUUGCAACGGGUUCAACUUUCAUGCCUACCAUAGACAGCAUGGUGGCGAUACAGCAGCAGGCCCUUGGGAUGGUCCAGGUUCUAAAUGGAAUACCGACUACGGGACUGACCCUGAGGGUCAUCCGCUCUGGUACUCGGAGGAGUUUUGUGGACUGGAAAGGCUCGUUCUGGCGGGGGAGCCGCAGGGCGAGACGUAUUUGAAAGAGGGAGGGAGUUACUUUCUUAGCAUGUACUUGUCCUUGGGUCAGAAACCGGGAUUGCGGGUGAGGAGUGAGAGUCCGGUGUCCGAGGCUGACACUGAGAAGUUGCCCGUACCGGAGCUUGCAGUUUGGUCCGCGUCUCUAGUCUAG